Molecule: messenger RNA, 2117 nt
Organism: Nylanderia fulva
Lineage: Eukaryota; Metazoa; Arthropoda; Insecta; Hymenoptera; Formicidae
Source: RefSeq, a predicted model, not a curated record
AUUUGUUUUGCGCACUGAUUUCUGUAUGUAUAAUAUAUAAUUUUCAAGCGUGAUUAAACUGGCAACCUUCUUUUAUUCUAAAAAAACGCAUUACAAGAGAAGAGAUAUUGUGGAAAUAAUUUUCAUAAAAAUGUAUAAAGUUUCUAUAAAUUUAAAAAAAGACACAGACAAUUUAAAUUUAAUAUACGAUUCGAUUCUUAAUAUCAUAUACGCUUCUUCUGAAAUAUUAUACCUCUCUAGGUCAUCGCUACUGUUUUGAUACCAACACUGAGAAUUUAGUACGUAUUGAAUUCUCGAUCGAUACACAUCGUCUCUCGACUCACCACACGACUUAAUUUCAACGUACAUGUGUAAUAAAGUAAAGUUCUGUGUUUAAGUUGACUAAUUUUCUCUAGAUAUGAGCAUCUUUCUCAUGAAUAGAUUCUUCUUACUGUGCUUCGUCGUGGCCACAGUACAGGAUGUUCUGGUACUGGGUUCACCGCAAGCCGCGAAAAUAAUGGACCAGAAUCCGCUACCGACUAUGUGCACCUACAGUAAAACUAAUUCAAUAUUGAAAGCGCGGUGCUCCAAAUUAAAGUCGAACGAAAUUCCGUUAGAUUUGAAGACGGACAUACAGGUACUGGAUAUUAUCGGGAAUCACUUGAUCGAACUGAAGAACGACAGUCUGCAUCCUUACAAAAAGCUGAUCUUCAUCUAUUUACGUAACAAUUGGAUUAUUAACAUUGAAGAGACAGUUUUCGCCAAUCAGCCUUACCUGCAGAUGCUGGAUCUGUCGUUCAACUAUAUCUUCAAUCUGCCCAAAAGUCUCUUCCAAUUGCCGUAUCUUCGCACGCUCUACCUUGACCACAACAGGCUUACCGAUAUUGUGUUUAAGAUGAAGGUGACCUCGCCUCUCAGACUGCUGCAGCUAUCCAAAAACUCCCUACACGUGAUCCCGAACAUAGGCGUCCAGCCGACUCUCCUUAAUCUCAACGUGUCCGACAACUUCAUCACCUGGGUCAGCACCGAAAAUCUAGCGCCGUUCUGCUCGCUGAAGGUACUCGAUAUGACCGGAAAUAAAAUCAGAUUUAACGAGGGUAGCUGUGAUUGCCAGGCGUUCAACGCCUGGGUAAAGCUACGACAAAUCAAAAUAAAGCCCGAUCUCUACAAAUGCACCGAUUCACCGGCAAUGCACAAGGCGUGCGCCAACGUGAGAUUCAGCAAUCGGACGUACGAGCUGUUCAACGAGUGCUUGGCUAUGAUACAACAAAAGAUAAAAACCGAGAAGCCUCGAUCUGUCUGGAUACACGUCGCCUCCUGCAUUUCGGUGUACCUCAUCGUGGUCCUUGUGGCGUUGUUUUGCGUGUACAAGCGGUACUGUAAGCGGCGCAGAAGGCAUUAGAAACAGCAACAGCUAAUAACCUUUUGAACAGUUUUCGUCAUGAUCAACAAAAGCGUUAUUAAUUAUCAUCUAGAAACCGGAAAUGUCGAAUAAAAUAAGUUAGACUGUUAAUGGUACUUAUUGUUGGAAAUUACUUUAGACUUUGAAUAAAAAAAAAAGAAAAAAAAUGAGAAAUCAGGUUUUAAAGAAAAUAAUCGGUGAAGAAGACUCUUCCGGGGAGAUUAAUAUAUUUACAUCAAAUAUAAACGCGUUAAUAUAUAAAAAAUUUAUAAAUGUUAUUAUAUCGUGUUCGCGUACAUAAUGGUUACGAUAAUUUUAUAUAAAAAUCUAUGUGAAUGUGCGGAAUUUUAGAAAAAUUCUUUGCGUAUUUAAACGAAUAUUAUAUUACUCUCAAUAUUAUAUACUUUUGACAGCGAUAUAUGCACGAAGAAAUGUCGGCGUUAAAUUCUUUGAUAUCGGUCAAAUAAACUCCUCGAAAGCCGAUCGCUCAAUAUCGUCGCGUGCUUUUUAUCGAUGUAAUAGCGAUUUGUUUUACAACAGUUUUUUAAAAUUAUUGACUCCGUGUCUUACAAUUGUUAGCGGCGAUACUUAAUUUUUUCGUACAACUGGCGUUUGCAACCAUAAAUUUAUAUCAAUAAGAAUUUAAGUCGUUUUUUAUUAUACACUGAAUAUGAUUACAGAAAAUGGUCGAAACGUUCGAAAAUUGAAUAAAGAGUAAAUUUGUUUUGCGCACUGA